Molecule: messenger RNA, 3317 nt
Organism: Sclerotinia trifoliorum
Lineage: Eukaryota; Fungi; Ascomycota; Leotiomycetes; Helotiales; Sclerotiniaceae
Source: the annotation of a GenBank genome assembly
AAUCCAUAGUCCACUAGCCACAGAUAAUGCACGCCACCUCUGAUUCGACCUUUAUUCAUGCAAGACAUGUGGAAUUCAAACCACCCAAAUACUUAAGUGGACAACAAAACCAGCAGAAUGAAAUUUAUUGCUUCAUGAUUUUACAAUCUUUGGAAGGAUUGAUACAACCUUAGGUCCGCCCAGUAUGAGUGGGAGGCUCUUAUCAGCGAGGCUUCUGCCCGCGGCCCAACGUAUCAGCUCACAGUCUGCCAGACAUUUCCAUCACAAGGCGGUAUCAACCGCUGGCGGUCUUCUUAGAUCAGAAUCUGCCGUUCGUAUUGCAAGAGGAAGGAUAUGGCCAGCUGGACAUACAAGAUUCUCGAAUGCUGUAGUUGUUCGAAAUGCUUCAUUUGUUCGCAUUCUGCCAAACAUAUUGUUAAAGUUUGCAAGAAUACCUGCACUUUUCGCUGGAGUGACUGUCGGUGGUCUAGCAUAUAUUCAAUACCAGGCUACUCGUUAGUUUCCUCGUUCCCUUAUCUGAAGAUAGUACUAAUUUUACAUAUCUGCAGAGGCUGGUAAUUACGUUGCAGACAUCUUUAGUCAAACGACGAAUACUGUGUCUGGCGUAGCAGGCGGUUUGUUCGGCAGCGCAAAAGAUAUCGCGAGUCAAACACGACAAGGGUGGGAAAAAACAAAGGAGUCUGUUGAGUUACCAGAAUGGAUGCAAAAAGUAUUACGGAUUCAUGAGGAGAUUGGGGAAGGAAAUGGUGGAGGUGGGGGCGGGGGCCCUGGAGGGGAACCGCCUAAACAAAGUAGAGUGGGAGCUGCCGCUGCAGGAGGAAGUGCUGCCGCGUAUGGAUACGACCAAUAUGCGGAAGACGACAGGACUCCAGCAGUUGCUGCCCGGGAUGAUCAAAUGAUGGUUUUGACUAAGAAAAUGAUUGAGAUCAGAAGCAUAUUGCAAACUGUGGGGCAGUCGAACGCCCUUACUUUGCCCUCGAUCGUUGUUAUAGGUUCGCAAUCAUCGGGAAAAAGCUCUGUACUAGAGGCAAUCGUUGGACAUGAGUUCCUACCGAAGGGUUCGAAUAUGGUUACACGACGACCGAUAGAGUUGACCCUCGUCAACACCCCUGAUUCACAAGCGGAAUAUGGAGAGUUUCCUGCUCUUGGCCUGGGAAAGAUUACUGAUUUCUCACACAUCCAGAGGACGUUGACGGAAUUGAACUUGGCUGUUCCUGAUACGGAAUGUGUUUCUGAUGAUCCAAUCCAAUUGACCAUCUCGUCACCCCAUGUUCCCGACUUGUCCCUCAUCGAUCUACCAGGGUAUAUUCAAGUUGUUGGUGAAAAUCAGCCUUUGGAAUUGAAGCAAAAAAUCUCCGAUUUGUGCGACAAGUAUAUUCAGCCUCCUAAUGUCAUUCUUGCAAUUUCUGCUGCAGACGUGGAUUUAGCCAAUUCCACAGCUUUGAGGGCAAGCCGACGAGUUGACCCACGAGGUGAACGUACAAUCGGUGUUGUUACAAAGAUGGACCUUGUCGACCCUGCCAGAGGAGCCGCCAUCCUCAAUGACAGAAAAUACCCCUUAAGGCUCGGUUAUGUCGGUGUUGUAUCACGAGCACCGCAGCAAUCACAAACCAGAUCAUUGUUCAAAGCAGGAAGCGAAAGUAUCUCGGAAGCUAUCAUAAAAAAUGAACAUGCAUUCUUCUCGUCUCACCCAAUGGAGUAUGGGCCCGAUGCCGGAUUAAAUGUUGGCACGACAACUCUCCGUAAAAAACUUAUGCAUGUACUCGAACAAACCAUGGCGGCGAGCCUUCAAACUACUAGUGAUGCUAUUCAUCAAGACCUUGAGGAGGCUACUUAUGAGUUUAAGGUCCAAUACAAUGACCGCCCUCUGUCUGCAGAAUCUUACCUCGCCGAGAGUCUUGAUGCGUUUAAACAUUCUUUCAAAGAAUUUGCUGAAACUUUUGGGAGGCCACAAGUCCGCGAAAUGCUAAAAGAAGAGCUUGAUCAACGGGUAUUAGAUCUCUUAGCAGCUCGUUACUGGAACAGACCUAUCCAGGAUCUUUCACCCUCACCACCAGAACCCAACUCACUUGCUGAGCUCCCAACCGCUGAUCCUGACUCCCUCUUCUGGCACCGUAAACUUGAUGCCUCUACUUCCGCCCUCACCAAACUUGGUAUCGGUCGUCUUGCAACUCAAGUCGUGGCCAAUGCAAUCCAAGCUCAUAUUGACCGUCUCAUAUCUCAAUCAACCUUUGCGACCCAUCCAUUCGCUCGCCAAGCUAUCACCGAUGCUGCAGCUGGCAUCUUGAAUGAAAGGUUCUACAGUACGAGUGAUCAAGUUGAGAAUUGUAUCAAACCAUAUAAGUUCGAGAUUGAUGUUGAAGAUAGCGAAUGGUCACGAGGUCGAGAGAAUGUCACCUCUGUGUUGAAGAAUGAGCUCAAAGCUUGUGAAGAUGCGUCAAAGAACUUGGAGCAACAUGUUGGUGGAAGAAAGAAGCUGAGAGAUGUCAUGAGCUUUGUGGACAAAGCUAGAAAGGGCGAGAUAAUUGUUGAUGGCGAUGCCAGUGGUGCCGGUGGAUUCAGUUCCGCGUUAUUGCAAAAAGGUAUGCUCGCAUCUUUCUCUUAUGCCCGUUUUUAUAUCAGACACUAACAGGCCCACCAGGCCGUGAAGCAGUCUUCCUCCGCGACCGGGCCGCCCUUCUGGCCAUGCGUCUCAAGGCUCUCAAAUCAAGCCAAUGCGCCUCCCUCAAAAACAAAUAUUACUGCCCUGAAGUCUUCCUUGACGUCGUCGCCACUAAACUCACCUCUACGGCCGUUCUCUUCCUAAACGUCGAACUUCUCUCCGAGUUCUUCUAUCAGUUCCCUAGAGAAUUGGACCAGAGAUUAGGAAGAGGAUUAACCAAAGAAGAAGUGGAGAGAUUUGCAAGAGAGGAUAAGAAAGUUGAGAGACAUCUAGAGGUUAUUAGGAGAAAGGAGUUAUUGGAGUUAGUAUUAGGAAAGAUGGAGGGCCUGAGAGAUUUGCGCGAGUUAGAUAAUGGGGAAGCUAGGAGGCCACAGAGAGGAGCGAAGAACGGAAGAGGCAGUCAUGGAAAAGAAGGGGUAAGAGGACCGGGCGGAAAAGAAAACGGAAGGGGUGGAUGGAGUUUGUUUUAGUCGUUAGAAACUUUUGGGCCUUAAAUGGAGCGGGAGGUUGGAUUGAUGAACAAUUACAAGCAAGCAAGCGAGCGAGAGUAAACAAUUAUGAUUUCGGCGUUAAGGAAUGAUUGAAGAGGAAUAGUACGAAAAUAUUGUAUAUCCUUUUUUGGCUGGUCACACCGUGGUGGUAGCAUUGAAGAGAU